UGCACAUCAUCAGUCACCAGAAAAAAAAAAUAUAACAGAUGACCGGAAAAGGAGGAGAAACCGACCACUCCAUGGAGGUUGGCGCCGUCCGAUCCCUCCAACAAACUCCCACUUGGGCUCUGGCUGCCGUUUGCAUCUUUUUCAUUACCGUUUCCAUUAUUAUAGAGCGUCUCAUCAAUCUUCUCUCGCAGAGACUUAAGAAAAAUAGAAAAAUAUCGCUACUUGAAGCUGUAGAAAAACUCAAAUCUGUUCUAAUGGUGCUAGGAUUCAUGUCACUGAUGCUAAAUGUGAUUGAAGGAGAAGUUUCGAAGAUAUGCAUCCCCACAAGGUAUGCCAAUCGAAUGUUGCCUUGCCAUGGAACCAAAAUACUACUUACUGAUGAAGAUGAUGAUGAUGAUCACGACAACAACUCCGCUCAUUUUUGCUCCAAGGGGAAAACGUCACUUAUUUCACCAGAAGGGUUGACUCAGUUGAGUUUCUUCUUCUUUGUGUUGGCAUGUAUGCAUACUCUCUACAAUCUCGCCACUCUUCUCCUUGGAAUGGCCAAGAUGAGGAGAUGGAAUUCAUGGGAGAAGGAAACCCAAACGGUCGAUUAUUUAGCAGCAAACGAUCCAAAUAGGUUUAGAAUAACAAGAGAAACCACAUUUGCUCGACGACACCUGAGUUCUUGGACUGAAACAUCGAUUCAACUUUGGAUUAAAUGUUUCUUCAGGCAAUUUUACAACUCGGUGGCCAAAGUCGACUAUCUCACACUCCGACAUGGAUUUAUCUUUGCUCAUUUAUCCUCCAAUAAUUCUUUCAACUUCCAAAAGUAUAUACAGAGAUCUUUACAUGAAGAUUUUAAAACUGUGGUUGGUAUCAGUCCUUUAAUGUGGCUUACUGUGGUCAUCUUUAUGCUCCUUGACGUUCAUGGUUGGAGAGUAUAUUUUUGGAUGUCAUUUGUGCCACUAAUUAUGGUUUUGGUUAUCGGGACGAAACUAGAAGUGAUAGUGGCAAAAAUGGCGGUCAAAAUAAUGGAUCGUAACAAUGUGAUUAGAGGAAGCCCUCUGGUUGAGCCAAACGACAAGCAUUUCUGGUUUUGCGCUCCUCGUUUCCUCUUAAUCAUUCUACAUUACACGCUGUUUCUGAACACAUUCGAGAUGGCAUUUUUUGUGUGGAUCACUUGGAAAUUUGGGAUCAACUCUUGUUACCAUGAACACCGAGAGGUCGUCGUCAUACGACUUGUACUAGCGGUGACGGUCCAGGUCUUGAGCAGCUACAUUACACUACCUCUCUAUGCCCUUGUAACCCAGAUGGGGUCAACCUAUAAGAGUGCAAUCUUAGAAGAACAAAUAGGAAAUGUGUUAAGGCAAUGCCAUGGUAGAGUUAGAGACAAGAGGAAGAGAAACCAAACGUUGGAAACAGACAACAACAGUGACAAUAAUAACCGUGAUGUCGAUACUAGCGAGAGCCCGCCGGUUCAGCCAGAAAUGAUUUCAGAUUUCAGAUUUUCGAGUAGACUACCACCAAUAUUACAAGAGAUAUCAAUACAAAGCAAACUGAAAAGUGAUGAGAUUGAAGGAAAGUGAGGAAGAGAUUGUUGGUACUGAAAUGUAGAGUAUAGUUGGAAGUUUAGAGCUUGUGUCAUAUAAUAAUUAAAGAGUGUAAGUGUAUAAUAGUAUCUAGAAAACCAAUUAUGUGAGGCUGGAAUUACACUUAGAUUGAUAUUCGUAUAGAAAGUAGUAAUUGAAUGUAUAAAGAAGAUUAAUUAAGAACCG
This is a messenger RNA of Eutrema salsugineum, 1757 nucleotides long. Its product is annotated as MLO-like protein 3. Bases 39 to 1568 code for a protein of 509 amino acids. The record is from RefSeq and is a predicted model, not a curated record. Gene Ontology annotation, biological process: defense response. The transcript is spliced from 15 exons. NCBI's taxonomy places the organism in Eukaryota, Viridiplantae, Streptophyta, Magnoliopsida, Brassicales, Brassicaceae. Gene Ontology annotation, cellular component: membrane.